Molecule: messenger RNA, 795 nt
Organism: Candida albicans SC5314
Lineage: Eukaryota; Fungi; Ascomycota; Pichiomycetes; Serinales; Debaryomycetaceae
Exons: 1
Coding region: 1-795 (264 amino acids)
Source: RefSeq, a predicted model, not a curated record
AUGCAAAGUGGGUUCUCAAAAAACAAACAGUUUUAUACCUAUAUUCCAGCAGUCAAUUCUAGUAGCACUAAACUAUUAUUGUUCUUACAUGGAUUAGGCUCAUCUCAGAAUUUUUAUUAUCCUAUUGCUAGGAAAUUUCCUCAAUUUAAUGUCUUGUUAAUUGAUCAUGAAGGAGCAGGACAAUCGAAGUUGUUGCAUCAUACUAAUUUGUCGUUACAGGACUUGUCUGAAAACGUCGUUUCGGUUUUACAAGAGUUAUCCUUGAAUAAAUUAGAAAUUACCUUAAUUGGACAUUCAAUGUCCGGAAUGCUUGUCAGUUAUAUGAAUUUGUUUACUGAUUUACCAAUUAUUGAAAAUGUAUUGAUUGCUCCUGUUCAUCCUCGAAAGAAUUUGGUAGAUAUAAUGCAAAAGAGGAUCGAUUCAUUGCAAGUAAGUAAAUCACUAAUUGAAUUUAGUAAUACUAUUCCUGAAGCAGCUACUGGGUCUAACUGUGGUGAUUUACAAAUUGCUUUUAUAAGACAAUUAAUACAAGGAAAUUCUGUUGAUGGUUAUAUUGCCAAUUGUCAGGCUAUCAAUAGUGGUAUAAAUUACGAUUUUGACUAUGCAAGAAUUAAUAAGCCAACUUUGAUCAUUUAUGGGAAACAAGACCAGACUUCGCCAUGGAUAGGAUGCGUUGAAGAAAUCUAUAAAAACUUGCCUAAUGCUCAAUUAAAGGAGCUAGAUGUUGGCCAUUGGAUUGUUAUUGAAGAUGACAAAAAUGUGUAUGAUGCUUUAGAAAAGUUCCUCCAACAGUGA